Messenger RNA from Symbiodinium sp. CCMP2592, 825 nucleotides. NCBI's taxonomy places the organism in Eukaryota, Dinophyceae, Suessiales, Symbiodiniaceae. The record is from the annotation of a GenBank genome assembly.
AUGGUUGCGGUCUCCUCGCCUGACAACGAUGCUCCGGGCAAGCCGUGCGUGCAGUGCCAGCAGCGCUACGUAGCUUACAGCAAUGCCUUCUAUGCAACCGUGGUGGCGCGCUCUGUCUUCUUCCCUCGCUGCCAGCACGGCCCUUUUUGCGCCGGCUGCAAGCGCAAAGUCGCCAGCCGCACCCUGGGGGCCUGCGUUUGUCGGGCCCUUCUCGAGGGCUUUCGGGAGGCUCUCUGGCCUGAAGCUGAGCCUGGAGACCUGGAGCGGGCUCGCGAGGAGAUGAUGCUCCGAAAAGCACCUCCCACCACGCCGAGCCCAGUGUGGACACCUUUGGAGGCCCACCGACAAGCAACGGAUGACCGCAGGUCUGCCGCAGUGGCUGCUUUAAAGGCGGCAAAAGCCGACAUCGCAGAAGAGCAGUCGCUGGUGAGCCAGGAGGUGAGGCAUGGCCCAUCCGCAGAGCCCUCCGAGGCUCCAGCCGCCACCUUCAAGCGCCGCGCGGGUGCCAGCGCUGCUUUGGAGGAAGCCAAAUCCCAAAAGCUGAAGAAGCGCAGCGGCGCAGCAGAGCCGGACGCGCCCCAGACCCGAUCGGCUGCAGAGGUCGCGGCAGCUGUGGCCACAGAGGCCGUCUCGAAGGGGAGAUUCCUGGAGACUGCCUCGCCUCCCCGGCCGGCUAAGUUCGCACCACGGCUGCCCGCGGCGAAGGUGUCAACUGACCGGCAGCCACUUAAAAGAGAAGUUUCAAACGGAACCGGGAAGGUGGACAAGAAGCCCCGACUGAUUUCGGCGGGUGACAGUGAUGCUGAGGAGGAUGGGAGUGAGUAA